UCCUCAGAGGCAGGAAAUACUUCCCAGGCAAUGUGGGCCUGCUUAUGGAGGCCCCUUUCACAAAACAUCAGUCUGAAUUUAGUAGACAGAAGUCACUAGGAACGCCUUGACAGACUCCCGCUUUAGCUAAGGCUCCCUCCAGCUGCGGAGGGUGUUUUUGUUAGAGUCACACGCUGUGUAAAACUGCUUAGAAUAGAGCCAUGAUCUCAACCACGAACUGUGAACUUAUAUUUUGGAGAAAGUAACGGGGACGGAUCUUUCCUAGCUGAGUGUUGAACAAUGUUACGCCUUGGCGGUUCAGCUGCUCCUUGUCUAGGUGACGAAAUGACAAAACUGACUCUCUUCUACAAUCAGUGAAUUUGAAGUGAUCUUUCAUCUAAUUCCAUCUUGCUUGUUCUCCUAUGAAGUAUAUCUCUGUAUCUGUUGUUAAACUAUGAUGACAUGUCUGUAGCUAUCAGAAAGAGAAGCUGGGAAGAACAUGUGGCCCAAUGGAUGGGACAGCCUUUUAAUUCUGAUGAUUAUAACAUAGCAUGUCACCAUGGACUAGUAGCUGACAGCUUGCAAGCAAGUAUGGAAAAAGAUGCAACUGUAAAUGUGGACCGCAAAGAGAAGUGUGUUUCACUACCAGACUGCUGUCAUGGAUCAGACUUGAAAAAUUUUCCUGAGAGGCCAAUGGGUCACACUUCAAUGGAAGUAGAUGAAAAUGACCGCCACAAAAAUGAAGAUCAGUUUUUUUCGCUGGAGGCUAGUACAGAAACACUAGUGCAUGUGUCUGAUGAGGAUACUGAUUCAGAUAUAUAUCCUACUGAUAAACAGAUUUUGACUACCCAAGGGCAUCAAACAUCAGACCAACAUAACACCAGAGGAGCAGGCUCCUUGGUAAAAACGCUGUCCAUCAUGGAAACUAACCAAGAUUCUUCUAAUUCUUGUGGAAUGGCUGGUGGAGUUGACUUAACACUGGCAAAAGAAAAGGGGGAGAGAAAAGUUGUUAACGUAGUAAGUAAAAGCCUGGAGCUUUGUAAUGAAAUAAGCUUAAGUGAAAUUAAAGAUGCAUCUGAAGGAAAUACAUGUGACUCUUUGCAUGUAGAAGAUAUUGUACCUGAUAAGCAGUUGUUUAAUUCUGCUUUGAUUACCCAGCAAAGGAAAAAAUCUGACUUCCCUAAAGAUGAACAUGAAAGAAACACCUGCAGUAUUGUACAAGAUAAGUUUUUGCCUAAUACUUACACAGACAGAGGACUACCAUCAUUAAAAGCAGAUCCUGGAAGUUGUCUUGUAUACCCUCCUCCCUGCCCCAGUGGAAUGUCAGCUGAAAAUGGCCUGGAGAAGAGUGGUUUCUCAGAACAUCAAAACAAAAGUUUUGCAAAGGUCAACUGUGGAGAUGGCAUGCAGUGUUUACACUUAAAGGAGAGUCUGGCCACCCAAGAACCCACAGACAACCAAGUCAGACUUCGCAAAAGAAAGGAAAUAAAAGAAGAUCGAGAUAGGGCGCGGCUGGAUUCCAUGGUGCUGCUAAUUAUGAAACUGGACCAACUCGAUCAGGACAUUGAGAAUGCUCUCAGCACCAGCUCCUCUCCAUCCAGCACCCCAACAAACCUGCGGCGCCAUGUUCCUGAUCUGGAGUCAGGAUCUGAGAGUGGAGCAGAUACUACCACAGUAAAGCAGACACAAAUAAAUUUGUCUUCUAACACUGAGUCUACUGACCUACCAUCUUCUACCACCAUAGUGGCCAGUUCUGGAACCAAACCCAAGACUAUGGGUAAAAAAGACAACUCCAUCACAGUGGUAGUGGUAGUCCUGAUUCCACAGAUUAAUUACACCCCUCAUCUUCUCAAAAUAGCAAUGAGAAAGACGAGGGGGAAAACAUCAGAGCAUAAGAACAGACAGCAUGGUACCAGCCUGCACAGCUAA
Condylura cristata (star-nosed mole) is the source of this 1908-nucleotide messenger RNA. Its product is annotated as rho GTPase-activating protein 7-like. Bases 442 to 1908 code for a protein of 488 amino acids. The record is from RefSeq and is a predicted model, not a curated record. The transcript has 5 exons. Lineage: Eukaryota; Metazoa; Chordata; Mammalia; Eulipotyphla; Talpidae.